AUGAAACUCCUUUGCUUGCUGGCGACGUUUCUUUUGACAAGCUACACGGGCGCAAAUCUGGCUUACAAGUCUAGGCCUGACCUUGCAGUCCCAGUCUUGAACAUCACGAUCCCUGCGACAAAUGAUACUGCCGAGGGCCUGAUCUUCUAUACGCCGGAAAGCACCUACGCCGAUGAUACUGGCCAUGGGCCCGCUCAAAGCGGUCCCUAUAUAUUCACUGAAAAAGGUGCAUUAGUGUGGUCAGGCUUUGGUUACGUUGGCCCACGAAGCGAGAACUUCCAAGUUCAUACAUACCGAGGCCAACAGGUGUUGGGCAUCUUCGAAGGCUCGCACAACUCACCCAUGGGACACGGACACGGCCACACGUCAAUCUUUGAUAAUAGGUACCGCCUGCUGAAGGAGAUCAAGGGCGGAGGACAUUCUCUUGCAGAUCAGCAUGAGUUUCUCUUUUUCGAUAAUCAUUCAGCCGUCUUUACGGUUUUUGAUCCUGAGAUCCGUGACUUGACUCCUUAUGGUGCAACGUCGGAAACCCAGUCAUGGAUCCUUGAUAAUAAGAUCCAAAAGGUUGAUACAAAUUCAAAUCGAGUGCUCUGGGAGUGGAGCUCGCUUGAUCAUGUUGAUCCUGCUGGGACUAAUUUGACGCUGGAAAGUGGGAAUGCUGGACUCGGCGUGAACUCGAGUCAAGCCUGGCAUUACUUUUAUAUGAAUGCGUUUGAUGUGGACCCGAAGACGAACACGUACUUGCUUUCUGCGCGGAGUAUGUGUACUAUCUUCAAAAUAGACGGUGAUACUGGGAAUAUUAUCUGGCAGCUAGGUGGGAAGAAUUCUGAUUUCUCUCUUGAGGAAGGAGUGGACUUCUGCUGGCAACACGACACCCGAAUGCAUCAUAGAUAUCUGCAUUACGAGACAAAGGGAUCCAAGGAGAUUGUUUCUUUUUUUGAUAACUCGGCACAUGAAAAUCUUAUGGGCGGCCCUGAUCUCAAGACUCGUGAUUAUAGUGCAGGGAAGAUCGUUGAGCUAGAUAAGAAGAGGCGCACUGCGAGGCUGAUCGCCAGCUUCCGGGCCCCUGGUGAUCUCUCUGUUCGAUCACAAGGUAAUCUACAACUGUUGCCUAACGGCAAUGCAUUUAUCAACUGGGGAUACGAGGGGGCAAUGUCUGAGCAUAAGCCGGACGGAACCACGAUCUUCUUUUCCAAGCUGGACUCGGGGAGACUCGGACCUGGUUCUGAAAAUUAUCGUGCCUUCAAGUUUGAUUGGCAUGCUCUUCCCGAUGAGGAGCCUGCUCUCGUCGCCUUUGAGGAAUCGAACGGGACGUCUCUACAUGUGAGUUGGAACGGGGACACAGAGACAAAAAUCUGGAUGUUCUAUGAGGAACAAAACAAUGGUGAGAGGAAUUUGCUGGGCCGGGCUCUCAAAGAUGGAUUCGAGACUCGUUUUCGAACAAAGAAAAAACCUGCUCGGGUAUUGGCCGAGGCAUAUAGUGCUCAAGAUCAUCGACUGGUGUCUUCAUCCGUCAUUAAGACCCGAAAAUACCAGGCACGCCUCUACUAUGCAUAG
This is a messenger RNA of Penicillium pulvis, 1557 nucleotides long. RefSeq lists its product as uncharacterized. The record is from RefSeq and is a predicted model, not a curated record. The transcript has a single exon. The coding region runs from base 1 to 1557 and encodes 518 amino acids. Lineage: Eukaryota; Fungi; Ascomycota; Eurotiomycetes; Eurotiales; Aspergillaceae.